AUGGAACUCAAGGCGGUUCUCACCACAGUCAUUUCAGGAUCUCAAUACCUCGUGCAUCCGCAGGUGCUCGGCAAAAUCCAAGAAACCAUAAAACCGGACGUCAUUCUACCCGUAACCGUCCUAGAGCCAGAGCAGCUGUACAACCACCUUGAGGGAACCCUUCGCUUGUUUGACUUUUACGACGAUGUCUUCACCCCCGAGUUUGGUAGUAUCCUGAUUGAGAAGCCCGGUGGCAACUCCGGCGUAUCUGUCGCAUCUGUAGGGAACGGCAAAUAUGUGAUGCAUCUCCGCAAUGACACCGUUACUACAAAGCGUUCAGUGUCGGACUUACCCGCUGGCCCGUAUAUUCUGCAUGGCCCAAACGUCCAUCAGGCAUGGAAGAUAUACAAUGAUACAUUGGAUGCGUUUGCGUUUGGCGUUUAUCCCGAAAAUGUAGAUGAGAUUGAUGGAUUUCAGCUUCUUCAACUCCCUCCUGAUAGUGGAAUCAACUACACGGCCAUUCCUGUGCCCUCAAAGUUGUACAGCACUGUUCCUCCCGAGAGAGCUCCUCUCAAAGGUUAUCGAUUCGCCAUUCCAGACUCCAUGUCCCUCAAGGGGAUUCCCACAACAUUCUCAAGUCACGCCUGGAGUGGCCUACACAAUGACACUGCCGACUCGACUGCCGCAUUCGCCAAGCGACUCAUAGAGCUUGGUGCCACGAUAGUUGGCAAGACCAAGUCCUCACAGUUUGGUUCUGGUAGGGAGUGGGCAGACGUGAUUGCGCCAAAGAACCCCAGAGAGGACGGACAUCAGGAUCCCGCAGGUGGUGCAACGGGUGCAGCCAGUUCUCUAGCAGGCUAUGACUGGCUUAGAGCAGCGACUGGACUAGAUGCGAUCGGGCAGGUGUUUGAUCCAGCAGCCGCCCAAGGUUUAUUCGCCCUUCGAACAUCCUCUGGAUUAUUGCCCCUAGAUGGCACCCAGACUAGUUCAAGCAAAUCAGACAGCAUCGGCAUCUUUGGCACAGAUCUCUCAGGCCUGUUCCACGACGCCGUUGCCAUUGUGCAUAAGUCCCUGGCCAGCCCUCCAAUUUCCUACCCCAAAAGAAUAGUCUACGCGACAGACCUUUCAGAUCCAAACGAACCGCAUAAGAACGAGCAAGGGCAAUUCCUUGCCGCUGUAGAAGCGUUCCUUGGAGUAAAGUCAAAGAGCAUCAGUUUAACAAAGACUUGGGCAUCGAAACCUCCUCCUGAAGCAAAGGGCCAAAGCCUACAGAACUAUAUAAAAGACGCACCUUUUUUGUCAUUCUGUUACGAAUUCUACCACCAAUACGAUACAUUUCGAGGGGACUACCACACAAAAUUUGGCAGGGAACCUACUACAGAACCUACCGUCAAAUACAGGUGGGACCUGGGCCAAAAGGUCACAAAACAAGAGUACGACGAGUAUCAAGCCCGCCUCCGCGUCUUCCAGAAAUGGUUCGACAACGCCAUCAUGCCCACCAACGAAAAGGGAGACACCAUCAUCGUCGCACCUUACCCAAGCAACGCUCCCAUCUACCAAGCGCCCAAACCGAGCAACAUCAAUGGCAUCACUGCCGAUGUCCUCGCCUCUGUCCUCGGCACCCCUCAAAUUCUAACACCAUUUGCCCAAUUCCAAUACGAAUCUAAGCGUAGCGGACAGACCGAAUAUCACCCCAUUUACAGCACCAUCCUCGGCCCCAAGGGAAGCGAUACCAUGCUCGUGAAACUGGUGGAAGCGACGUUUCAGCAAGCGCAGUGGCGCACAAAGGUCGAUACCGGGAGGUUUACCUUCCCUCCAUCGCAGAAUGCUCGAAAGGUAGAUGAUAAGCCGGUGAGAGGGUCCCCUGAUUCACUGCAGGAAGCUCAAGUAGAGAUUGGGGAAUUGUGA
Molecule: messenger RNA, 1887 nt
Organism: Pochonia chlamydosporia 170
Lineage: Eukaryota; Fungi; Ascomycota; Sordariomycetes; Hypocreales; Clavicipitaceae
Product: amidase
Exons: 9
Coding region: 1-1887 (628 amino acids)
Source: RefSeq, a predicted model, not a curated record